This is a messenger RNA of Sebastes umbrosus (honeycomb rockfish), 2521 nucleotides long. RefSeq names its product PDZ and LIM domain 2 (mystique) (gene pdlim2). The transcript is spliced from 10 exons. Bases 415 to 1518 code for a protein of 367 amino acids. Gene Ontology annotation, molecular function: muscle alpha-actinin binding; actin binding. NCBI's taxonomy places the organism in Eukaryota, Metazoa, Chordata, Actinopteri, Perciformes, Sebastidae. Gene Ontology annotation, cellular component: adherens junction; Z disc; filamentous actin. Gene Ontology annotation, biological process: heart development; muscle structure development; actin cytoskeleton organization. The record is from RefSeq and is a predicted model, not a curated record.
GAUAAAUGGCUCAAUUAUCACCACUGCACCCUCCUCUCCUCUCUUCUCCUCUCUUCUUCUGCCUCCUCUCCGAUGCGACACGCCCAGUUUUGUGUCAAACCUUUUUAUUUUGGUAAUAGCACAUGGCACCGCGAGCUCUACUCGUCCCAGUGAUACCUUUGCGCGCGCAGCUACAGGUGGAGUUCGUGCACCUUAAACGACUGAAACCAGCAGCAGAGACACAACACGGACUAUACCCGCCACACACUGACGGAGGAGACACAUUAAGCUGCUUUCUGCUUAGUCUUGGAGGCUGAGGUGAAACUGAACUGGGACCAGCUGCUGGGUGUCGACAUUUAACAGGUGGAGAAGACACCUGAAAUCACUGCUCUCACCUUGGGUUUUGACAAGAGUGUGUGCUGACCUGAUCACUAAAUGGCGCUGACGGUGAACCUUAUCGGUCCCUCGCCAUGGGGCUUCAGAAUAUUCGGAGGAAGGGACUUCAAGAAGGCCAUAACUGUAUCAAAGGUCAACGGGGGCAGCAAGGCAGGGCAGGCAGACCUGCAACCUGGCGACAUUAUCUUGGAGAUCAACGGGGAAAAUACGUCCGACAUGCUGAACGUGGAGGCUCAGAACAAGAUCAAGAACUCAAAGACUGAGCUGCAGAUGAUGGUGGAGAGACCUGACCCUCGCAGCCCUGGACAGACCAACGGCAUCAGCACCCCUGAGCAGCUCACCGGACGCUUCCAGGAGGCAGUAAUAGUGAGCAGAGAUGAGAAUCAGAACUACAAAGAGUACACCAUCUCCAGCCCGGCGUCGCUGUCCCCCGGACCUUAUUCACCAGAUCCUUUUCCCAGCCCAGAUGGGAGGAGGGAGAGGCUGACACCGACCCCCAACAAGAGUGUCCAGCUGCGUUCAUGGUCUCCAGACGAGAGGAGUCACAGACUGUCCAGACCGCUGUCACAGGAGUUCUCCCCUUCAGACUACAGAAAUAACUCCGUGUCCAGCAGAACUCCGACCCCACCAGGACGCUACUCACCCCAUAGCCCCAUCGACCGGGACGUACCCAUGUCCCCUCGUCGCAGCAGUUCGAGCUCUGACUUUGCCAUGCAGAAGUUCGACAGGGACUCGGAGGUGUACAAGAUGAUACAGGAGAAUAAAGAGUCCCGCACGGCGCCCCGUCAGUCCAACACCUUUAAAAUGCUGCAAGAGGUCCUGGAGGCUGACGAGAAAGAGGCAGCCCUGCGGUUUCCAGGGAAACUUUCACCCAACGCCCCGAUAACAAGCACAUCAAUGGGAGGAGCCAAAAGAAACCACAUCUGUGAGAAAUGCGACACCAGCAUUAUCACACUGGCCGUACGCAUCACGGACGACCGCUUCCGCCACGCAGAGUGCUACACUUGCACAGAUUGCGGCCUCAACCUCAGGAUGAGAGGUCACUUUUGCGUCGGAGAUGUGAUGUACUGUGAGAAGCACGCCAAACAGAGGUACCAGGGCCCAGGUAGUUCCCCUCAAACCACCGUGUCCCCACGCCAAUGAGUCGGCCACUCCACACCUGCCCCGCUCUGGACGUAGAGUGCUGCUUGUCUGCCUUGAAGCUCCACACCAUCUGACUUCGUUAUAGACCUUGGGAUGGGGGCGUGGAGAUGGACGCUAGUCAACGAAACGGCAGAGGAUUUUCUUUUCUGAUCACAUUUAACCAUACUUUGCAAUAUUAUGAUUCACUUUCUUGCCUUUCUUAUAAUCGUAUGAGAAUUGGGGCUUUGUUUUUCAUAUGGCCCGGCCUCCAUGGUCUCUUUAGGUUAUUCUUAGCUCUAAUGAUGCACAGCUGCCAUGGACUCAAGCCACAUCACGUUGUACUAAGGCCAGAUUUACAUAACACCAACGCUUUAGACAAACUCAACAGGACUGGCUCUCUGACUCUCUGAGGAUCUGGAUAAUCAUUUGAAUCUCCUGCUGACACAAAGGGACCAAAAUCUCACCUACACUGCAUGCCAAUUUCAAAAUGUACUGUAUACAGACAGUGCUGUGAGUGUGUGUGUGUGGAUGCUUGCUUUCACGUGCAGAAGUGUGUUUGGCUUCUUCAUGCCUUCCCUGCAUCUGUGAGUGUGACUGUGUGUGUGUGCAUGAGAGAGAGCGAGAAGGGAAGAGCAGUCCAAGUUGUUACAGACGCAAAAGAGUUUGUGAAUUUUGCGCUAGAGUCAGGCCAAAAGCGCUCAAGUUUUUCUAUUUUUUUCUUUUGUAAGCAGAAUUUAUGAGUAGAAAUAAUGAAAGAAAAAAAAAACACAUUUGCUGACUUGUUUUGUUGCUUAUGAGGGACUAUAGAUUAAUUCAAUAUACAGAUAUUUUUGAUGUUUUUGUGAUUGAACUGUGUUCUAUGAUAUAGACCAUUUAAAAUGCAUAAUGUAUGCACAGGACAUUUAGUGUGAAAAGAAUUGAUGAUGAUGAUAAAUACACUUGUCCAGUUACAGCAGUACUCAGAGAUACACUAUAAUGUUUGCAUUUCAUGUGGCACUUAAUAAAAUCGCACAACCUAAAGCUU